Molecule: messenger RNA, 3119 nt
Organism: Hypomesus transpacificus
Lineage: Eukaryota; Metazoa; Chordata; Actinopteri; Osmeriformes; Osmeridae
Product: leucine-rich repeat-containing protein 3-like
Exons: 2
Coding region: 393-1190 (265 amino acids)
Cellular component (GO): extracellular matrix
Molecular function (GO): protein binding
Source: RefSeq, a predicted model, not a curated record
GAAGCAGCACAGUUGAAUAUGAGAACAGCAACGCUUUUCUUAGAAUAGCAACAAGUGAGCAUAGGACAGUAUAUUACGCGUGGUUAUGCUACGGAGAGAAUCCUUGACUUCCAAAGGAUUUUGUGAGAGAAUGCCUUCGUCUCCGGAUCUACAUGACCUCGUGUUCUCCCCCUCUCCUUCCAACUGGUUUCCUGGUUCACCAUGAUGGGCUUCCACCUAGUCUCCAGUCUCACAGUACAACAAAUUUCAGUGGGUUGACACAUGGAGGAUACUGGCUUGUUGAGGUGACCAAUUAAUAAGGCUUCCCCAGAUGUAUACCCCUGCUGUACUGAUGGACGCUGAAAACCGCUCAGGUACAGAGAUAAUAGUCAGGUCUGACGAUACACAAGCUAAUGGGGGUUUCUUACACACACUGGCAAGCCCAGAUCUUUGUCCCCAGGGUCUCACACUCCUCUCUGAGGACAUUGUGUCUCGUCCUGGUGAUGGCAUUAGUGGCGGUGGCAGCCUGCCCUAAAAACUGCCACUGCUCAGAGAGGAAUGGUGUGGUGGUCCAGUGUGUCUCACGGAACCUGGACAAAAUCCCGUCCAAUUUGCCGGAGGACACCGUUGUCCUCCUCCUGUCCUCCAACCGCAUCAGGCACAUCCCCAAACAGGCCUUCAAGGACCUCCGCCGGCUCAGGGAACUCGACCUGUCACGGAACGCCAUCGAAAGCGUGGACGCCGGGGCAUUCCAGGGCAUCGCCGAAGGACUCCGCUCCCUUGACCUCUCCAACAACCAGCUUCGCAGUGUGCCCAAAGACACCUUCUCCAAGUUGGAAGCACGGGUCAGCCUGUCUCACAACCCCUGGCACUGUGAGUGCUCUUUGCAGGAGAUGCUAAGAGACAUGAGGUUGGACCCAGAAACAGUCAACCAGGUCAACUGUCAUACGUCGGUGCAGGAGGAGUACGCUGGCCGACCCAUCAUCCAGAUUCUGGACUCUGGGAUCAACUUCUGUAACUUCCACCACAGGACGACGGACGUAGCCAUGUUUGUGACCAUGUUCGGUUGGUUCGCCAUGGUGAUUGCGUACAUAAUCUAUUACGUCAGGCACAAUCAGGAGGACGCUCGCAGGCACAUGGAGUACCUGAAAUCUCUGCCCAGCACCUCCCAAAUCAGCAAAGACUACGACACUGCCAGCACGGUGCUCUAGGCUGCCAUCGCGUGUGUGUGAAACUGGGUGUUUUAGUGUGCGUGUGUCUGAUCAGGACAAGAAAGUAUGGAUUACAAAACGUGAUGUCAACAAUGGAAUAGAAUAUAUUUUUAAUUUAUAAAAGUGGUACACUAUUUAGAAAUGUAACAAUUUCUAUUAGACAUUUGUGUGUAAUAAUUACUUGAGUAUUUAAGAUAACUGUCAGGAUGAAAAAAAGAAUAUUGAAGGUUUCUUCUUCCCAUUAGUGCAUCUAUUGUCUGAUUUCAUAAGCAUUAUAUGAAUGAAAGUGGUAUGUUCUCCUGGCUAAGAAAUUCAGUCAGUAAUGUCACAUUUAACCAACAUCAACAUGUUUCCAAUGUGAACAUACUGUACACGAAGCUCAUCCUGAUCCAUCCAUCCAAAAAACGUAAUGACACUUUCACUUACUUCCUAAUUCCCAAAUGCCAGUGUAUGUACAUUGUGGGAGAAAUCAGGGAUUUCUUAUGUGUUUAUGUGAAUCACAAUCAAUGGAUCAGUUUGUGCUUUAUUAUCGUUUUGUUAUGUUAAUACUCAUUCAUAGAUGUGUUUUCCUACUGUAAUCACUUGUGUAUCAAUGACAGUCCUGUAUGGAACAGACACUGCACUACCGGUAGUCAGGCCCAAGUUGCAACAGCAGAUGAUGCAUUGUCUACUGAUAAUGGUCAAAAUAAGCACAUAAGAAAUUCCGGAUUUCUCCCACGGCAUCCAUGUAUCCCUGCAUCUUGAAGUGCCUAGAAACAAGACCCUUUAAACCAUGGCACUGUGAACAAUCGGGAAAAUAAAUGUACAGAUCAGUAAAUCAAUUUGAAUAUUUUGCCACAACAUUUGUAAAGGUACAUUAGGUUCUCUGUAGAACUCAUGACUGGUAUCUAAUUGUUAUACAGUAAUUCUCUUUAAUGCUACCAAUGUAACCAGUCCUACUGAGCACUCCUGUAUACACAGUAACUUUAUAGUCAAUAGCAAAAUGUACAUGUAGUGUUUAGGAUGCAUCAAUAUACUUUUGUCUGCUGCAUUUGCGUUCUGUAAUAUUUACAUAACAUUUUACAUUUUAGUGUGUCUGCUCAAAUGGUAGUUUAUGUAAUUAAUGUGUAAGAGUCCCAGACAAAAAUGAAGUUACUGUAAUACUAAACUCUAUUUCAGUGGGAAGUAUGCACUGUAGAGUCUCGAAAUUAUUUGUCAAGGAAGAUUGUCAUGAAAUAAUUAAUUAUGAAGAAAUAAUGAAAUAAGUAAUUUUUUUCUGGAGAUGAAAAAGAGAUUUAAGGCCUCUGAAGGGCAGUUUAUCUACUUAAGCUUCCUGUCCAUUUGUGUCGGUCUGACACUUAUAGCAGACUUAAUGCUGAUGGAGAUGGUAUGUUGGUCUCAUUUCCAUCUACUUAAUGCAAUACUGGGCAGCUCUUUUUGUACCUUUCAUUUCAAUCAGACUGUGGUUCAGAAAUCGUGAUAGAAGAACUUUGGUUAUGAAAGCAUAUGAAACAUCAAGAGGGAGGACAGAGAUUUAUCUAGACCCUUUUUGACCUACUGUAUAGUACUGUUGCACAACUCAGCCCUAAUGCAUGGGUUUAUAAUGAGGUUUUAAAUUUAUCACAAGAAAAUAUAUAUCAUUAUGAAUUAUACAAAAGUGCUUAGGACCAAGAAGUGACUGGGAGUCUCUGGUCUACUGUGCAGUUCUGGAGAGGAUACUGAAAAUAACGUUCUGUGUAUACAUUGUUUAAUCAUAGCUGUUGUCCUUUGUCUUCCCUUUCUUUCAUGGCUUCAUCUUUAACUUUUUAACUUUUUCUACUGGCUGUCUCAGUAAAGUCUAACUUAAAUCAUAGGGUUUUGCUUUGAACAGUUGAUUACAUUUGUUAUUGUUAAACAGUCCUUAUGUUUCCUUCAGUAACACUACACGCCUUUGGAAAAUAAAUUCUCUAA